UUUUUUUUUUUUUUGGUCUUACGGACAAUCUUACUUAUCCCUGGGGUAUGGAAUCGGUCGUAUGAAAAUCUAGAAACUCAGAUAACUCGCGGUUUUCAUAUACUCAAACACGUUCAUUCCUUUCUACUUGUAUUAGACCACAGAAAACUAGAUUAAAUGGAAUGUAGAAAAUGGUGACAGUGAGGAUAAGAUUAAUGAUAGAUCUACUUAACAUAUUUCUUACAAAGAAUAAGAUGAAAUUCUUAGCUAGCAAGACCAUGUAAAAUUCAGUAUUGUUUUUUGUAACAAGUGUAAACAUCUAUUGAAAAUAUUUUCCAGAAAAAAAGUAUUUCUUUACGCAAAUCACCGUCAUGAGUCUUGAAGAAAACAUUUUCCCCCAGAAAAAUAAAACCUAUGACGACACCCUAGUGCAGUGCGUGAAAUGACAAUAUUAAGAGUAGCUAAUGAGCAUCGUUUGGGAUCGGAAAUGGAUCAAGUAGGGCUGGGUCCAACUCGCACUCUUAAUUUCCAAAUAUAACCGAAAUAAAUCAUGUAUCCAAUUUAUAUUAAUGUCAACUAAUAUAUCUGUCGCUCGACCGAGGGGAGUGCACAUUUUGUGAGAACUGUACCUAUCGUACAGGGAGUGAUGCAAUGUAUCACGUGACUGUGACUCCACGAGAAGGCCGGACUUUUCAUACGCUCAGCUCGUUAAUGAUACCCACUACAUAAAGGUGACUUAAAAGUUUUCUCAACAACAAACUGAAAUGACAGUUGGUUUUGAAUGAUUUUCAUAAAAGUUAAUGUGGUAGAUGUGAUAUCAUCCAUUUACACAAUAAUACCAUGAAAAUUUCCACACGAUGGUUUAAUCUAAUAUACCAUUAAGACUACCAAAAAACGCUUAGCAUAGGUGGUGAAUAUUAACAUGAGUGAAUAUUAACAUGAGUGAAUAUUGAUAUGAGGUUAAUAUGAGUGAAAAAAUCAUAGAUGGAACGUAAGAUAAAGAAACAGCCUACAUGUAAACGAUGGUUUAAAUAUUGAGAUCAUUCUAUAGUUUAGGUUGUCUGAAAAUUUUCACUAUUUAGCUGAUUCAUCUAUUGACGUUAUAAAUAUCAUGAAAAUUCCUACACGAUGGUUUGAUCUAAAACCAGAUUAAAGUAGGAAUAAAAUGUCCUCGUGUGUAAAUGUCUCAUAUUUUAAAAUCAUAAAUGCAUAUAUAUUUUCGUGACCUUUGAAUUAUUUUUUCUCUCUCAGAAUUAAGUAAAUAUAUCACGUAUUAUACAGGUAGCUAUAUAGUGAAAUUUUUACAUUUUCAACAACAAAUUGUAAUGGUAGCCAAUUCUCCAUGAAUGCGUUGCAGUUGAAAACAAUGCGCGUAAUCGUAGUCUAUUUGAACGGCUGGGAUUUCGGACAGAAAUGAAAGUAGAAUGUAAAUUCAAUACGAAAGAUUAAUUUCAAUUUCGAAAAUGCAUGAGGGUAUGAACUGCAUCGCUAAAAACGUCGGCAUACUAAUCACAGUUCACACCCUAACAUUUAAUAUAUAGAUAGAUAAUAGUUACCUUUCGCAAUGAUCGGUAAAAGUAUAGGUAAAAAAUAAAAAUGAAACACGAAGACGUUUAGUAAAGCUUUAGCGCUUUCAUUUCAAAUAUUCAGAAGCUUUACAUUUAGUAACAUGUAUAUAUACAUAUAUAUAUAUAAAGCACAAACAAACAAUUAUAACACCCAACCUUACGUUUACCCCUAGGAUCUAAACGAUACAUGUGAUAUCAAUUAAUUAAAAUAUAAAGCCCUAAAUUAUCACAACUAGGUACUGAAAAUUUUCGCCCCAGCCAGAGGUCGAACCAGCGACCUGCGGCACCCACCGCCUAGCAAGACUGUCAAACCAGUGCGUAAGUCCACUCGGCCACAACGACUUCCCUAAAAAAGGAAGUUUUGUUAUGCUCCUAAAGCGCUACUUAUACACAUUGAUGCAAUCUCACACAGUCGCUGUGUCAUUCAGUGUUUAAGAUAUUUUAUAAGGAGAGUGGAUCUCUCGAUGCAAUUGUAUAGAAUAUUUAAUAUAAAGCACAAACAAACAAUUAUAACACCCAACCUUACAUUUACCCCUAGGAUCUAAACGAUACAUGUGAUAUAUAUAUAUAUAUAUUAAAAGGUUUUGUAUUAUAUGUCUGUGGUAUGAUUUCCAAGUAGAAAUCGACUUAAGGUCGCUCCAUCCUCAUGUGACUUAUCAAUAUAUUAAUGGUUAAAAGUGGAGUACACAUCAACAUCAGAAAAUCACACAUUUUCGUUAAACAGAAUAAUAAAAAUAAAUACAUUAUAUGUAAGAACUUGUUGAAAUGACAAAAUUUUUAAAUAUCAAUCGUUUUAAAACACUGCUAAUUCCUAAAUAUGUAUAGAUUAAUUGUGGAUAUUAGGGAAACUAAUGUAUAAUAGACAUCCAGUAGAGGAAAUUCCAGCAUAGGAGUUAUUGCCCUUGACAAAAAAAAUUUAAUCAUAAAUAAUUGAUUAUCUAUGGAAAAUAUAAACUUUUUCAGUAUUAAUUGUUUACCAGAUUUUUUAUUAUAUCCAGUGAAUAAUAUUCCUAAGAAAGAUAUAUUUCUAUCAUGCGCAAAGUUUAAAUUAUUAAGAUUUUCGCAAAACCCUAUGACAUCACAUGAGGAUCGAUCAAUCUUAAAUUUUCCCGCAUCACGAGUGUAUAUUAUAUAUAGGCUAUGGGACAUUUGACUGCAUUACUUCAAUCUUUUAAAGGGACUGAUUCACGAUUUCCCCCAAAAUUUUGUUUUUCACUUUUAAUGAUAAAAAUCUACUGUCUAUUGUGUUUGAAAUAUUUCACAUGAAAAUUAAGGUUAUAUAUUAUCACAGAAGCUCAUUUUAGAGAAUUUAUUAUUUGGUUUGUAAACAAAGAUUGCGGAAUGCUAUUGUUUACAAAAUUUUCAAAAGAAAUGGAUAUUGAUCUAAGUUUAUCAUACUUUUCACAUUUCAAGCAUUUUUGGGAUAAAAUGUGUCAGCUAAAAUUUAAAAUUUGUGACUAUGCAAAAUUAAGAUGCAUUAUAUUGCAAAAUCAAUAUUUCACUUGUUUGUUUACAUAAAAAGACUCGAGUCUUUGUGUACAUAACACAGAUUUAGGGCUAAAAUAUUGCUUUUAUUCUUACAUUCAGAAGGUCACAAUAUUGGCUGUCAACAUUAAAUGAGUUAUAUUUUUAAUGUUUAAAAUCAAAAAUGAAAAAUAUUUUUAUAAAAAAUCUUGAACCAGUCCCUUUAAGGGGGGAAAAUAUAUCAAACAUAUACAUAUAUGUGGACCUAAAAAAAAAAUUUGAAACUUAAACCUCACAUAUUAUUUAAAUGCACGGAUCCAGAUUGUUUCUGAGGAGAGGAGGGGGUCCAUCCCAUUUAAUUUUUUUCAAGGAAGUGUCCAAUGUAUACCACUAGUCUAUAGGAACUAUAUAACCAUAGACGGACUGAUCUGGGGUAGGGAGGUGAAAUUCUUUGAUUUGUGGGGAAUUCACUAAUCCCCUGUGAAAAUUCCAACUGUUCUUCUAAAAUCUCUUGUUUUUUACGUUUUUAUUUUAUUUUUUUAUUUUUCAAAUUAUUAUCAUUUUUGUCAGUUCAGAAAUUUAAGACACCUUGCACCCUUUCUAAAAUCUUGGAUCCACCACUGCUAGCAAACACUUAGUGUUUUACAACUGGAACUGCUUGGAAAUGGACAAAUAUAAAUAUCUGCUACCAAUCUUAAGGGGAUAGUCCAGUCCUCUCGUCACCCGUACCUGCAGCUGUUACCAUGCUUAAAAAAUACAUGUAUCAGAUAAUUACUGAAUUAUUUCCCUUUUUAUGAUUAUUCUAAAUAUAGGUAUAAUUUUCCCCCAACUACAUGUUGCCGUUUAAACCGAAAAUAAUUAAAAUGUACGGGAACAAAACAUUAAAAUAACUAUUUGAAAAUCUAAAUAUUGUGAAAUGAUAAAAACCACUUUAGGGACGCUAUUCUAAAGUUAAACAAGAGACAUAUUUAUGUUGAUAUGAUAAACCGAAAGUAACAUUAGUAUUAGGAAAUUUCUACUGAGUUUUAAUAUUCUAUUUUAAGCGUUUCCCACCAGGAAAUAAAUGUUGAUAUAAUGUUAAAUAUCCUUUUCAACGUUUGUGACCUUUCUUUGCAUCGACAAAAGACCCGUGAUUAUGUGGAUGGUUUUCUUGAGAAGUAAAUAAUCAUAGGCCUGAAAGGCCACUUCACAGAUAACAACAGCAAAACCACAAAGUGCAAUGGAAAUUUGCGAAUUGUGUCGAUCAGUUUUGAAUUCUAAUGGAAGACGGAUGCAAUGUCCAGCCUGUAAAAGGUUUCUGUGUGACAGCUGCGCUGAACUCCAAACGAAACUACUUUUGAUGACAACUAGAUACAGCGAUUCCUGUGGCUGUAUUCUUCUGCAGGAAAUAGUGGCACCUGAGGUGAAAGACAUUGAAGAUAAAAGACAGAAUCCCGAAAAGCAAACCUCUUCAGUAAGCCAUGAAAAGGAAACACCACCAGAAAGCAUGUUCUCUCACGAAAAUGGCGGUCAUUUUGACAUCGUCUCAAAACGAAGUACACCGAAUAUUGUUAAAACUGAUCAAACAAAAUUUGCGAAUAUCAACUGUGAGCCCAAUGAACACAAAGAAAAAGAAAAGACAACGAAUGUUUCCAAGCAUAUUGAAAGCAGACCAAAUGGUAACACCGCAAGCAAGAAAGUAGACGUAGACAUUGACGCACAAGAAGGAGAGGACUCUUUCAAAAAUCGGUUACAAUAUGAAGCGUUGCCACCCAUCGGUAUACAAAAAGGAGACUAUGUGCAGUCGAUUGGAGAGGUUUCUGAAAGUGGACUUCGUUCUCAGAAAAUUUCAAAAUCAGAUAAAUCUUUAAAAGAGGUUCCUACAGACGCUCUAAAAGAGGUUCCUACAGACGCUCUAAAAGAGGUUCCUACAGACGCUCUAAAAGAGGUUCCUACAGACGCUCUAAAAGAGGUUCCUACAGACGCUCUAAAAGAGGUUCCUACAGACGCUUUAAAAGAGGUUCCUACAGACGCUCUAAAAGGGGUUCCUACAGACGCUCUAAAAGAGGUUCCUAUUGACUCUCUGAAGCACAGUGCAUCGCAGUCACCAGACGACCUAGGGCUUUUGCAAAUGACGGUUGUUGCCCAAGUAAAGAAAGAUAAACCAUCAUCCCCAUCUACGAAAUCUAAAAGGAAAUUAUCAAAGCAUACUUGUGCAGGAUGUGGCAGAAGAGAUUGUGAGGGUCAGUUCAUGAAGAUGAUGAAAGCAAUGACACUUGCAGCGAAAAAUAAAAACUAUUCCAUUCACAAUGUAGUACCAGACGGAAACUGCAUGUUUGCCGCCAUUGUGGACCAACUAGAAAUCAAUGGCGACUAUUCUUAUAGUUCAAAGUCACUCCGUCUCGCCUGUGUUGAGCACUUAAAGAAAAACCCUGAAUCGGACGAUGGGACUCACUACGAGAUGUUCAUGGAUGGGGAGUCCUGGACUGAUUAUCUGAAUCGUAUGACGCAGGAAGGACAGUGGGGAGAUCAUCUCAUGUUACAGGCGAUUUCACAGGUGACUAGAAGAAGCAUAGAAGUUCUACAAGGAGGGGGGAAACAGGAGAUUACCAGAAUCACCACGACAUCAGCAAAGGACAACCAGCAGGCUCUGCACCUGGGACAUGUUGGAGAGUUUCACUACGUUAGUCUGUGGGAGUCGUCAAUGGGAGAUCACGAUCAAUUUUCCAGUGACGAUGAGGAUAUGCUUAAUAGUCUCAAUAGCUUGGCUCUAAAUUACCCAGCAGCCUUUCAAGAAGAAAGAAAAAAGGAGAUGUUUUUCUUUGAAGAUUACAUCGAUCCAUUUAGUGACAUACCAUCUCUCCAUCUUUCUUUUCUGCUGAAAAAACUGCUGCCUGUAAAUGUAGCUCUAAACGAGGCUGAUAGAUCCAUGCAUACAGUCUUUUCAUUGGAAUAUCAGGAAGACAACGUGGCGGAUGACGACCCUAAAGGAACUGGUCAAUAUAAUGAACGAGAUGAUAGAUUACCAACAUAUAAAGCCAUUGGAGAUGUAAUAAAUGGGUUGUAUGUGAGCAAUAUAUACUGGAGAGAAACCACCGGGAACGAGAAUGAUGAAACGAACUGUGACUGGAAAGAUGUACCAGUAUUAAACAUUUAUAACCAUAUACCUACUGAUAGAAAUAAGACACAUCAUCCACGAAAAUGUCCUGUAGUGAUAAAGACAGAUGAAACUAAUCCUGGAUAUGCCACUUUGAUGACUUAUUAUCCAACACAAUGGGGCGGAGAAUACUGUCAGACGGGUCCAGUAUAUAUCACUAAUCAACAUGAAGUCUUCCGGACUCAGGAAAGGUUACACCGUAAUGAAACCAAAGACAUGAAAUCACUUCCUUAUCAAUCAAUAUUCUACCACAAAUGCGUCCCAGCACUCCACUGUAAGUGGCCAGAGGAAGCAUUAGAGUGGAUCACAAGGACACGCCCAUCAAAAUGGCCGCCGGCACCGAUCAUUAGCUCAAUUCAAGCAGACGGAUGUCACGUAAUCAGUGGCGCACAUCCAAAUAGUUGCAAUCCAGACGACGAAUUUAAGUUUUGUUUUGGCUUGGCAGAGAGAACAUUGUGCAAUGAAGCUCUCAGCAGAGACCAGCGAUAUUGUCUUAUGGUGUUCAUGGCGCUUUGUACUCAGGAACUAAAGGGAAGUACCUUGAUUACCAGAGAACACUUAAAGAGGGUGUUCUUCUAUGCAUGUGAAGAGCUUCCAGACGAAUGUUGGACGUCCAACUUAGGCUCGUGCAUAUUCUAUCUUCUAGAUUCGCUUAUUGCUCACGUCGAGAGGAAAAAUAUCCCUUGUUACUUUAUUUCUCAGAACAACACAAUUGAUCACUUCUCAGAAAUUCAGAUCAAAGAAGUUGUGGAGAAACUUAACAUAUUGCGUGUGAAUCCACUUCAGUAUGUAGUAAGUCUAACCAAAGACCAUCAAUUGGGACUUGAAAUUUUGCAAGUUAUAGUUCAAGACAUAGAGCAAUUCAAAGUAAUACACAGUGUUCGGGAAAGUGUUUUGAACUGUUUCGUUCCGCAUGCCAUUAAAUUAGCACGAGAUAAUAUACUACGAAGACAUUUCAAGACUGCCAUGGACACGUUACAGACUGCGUAUGAGGAUAGACUGACUGUAGCCACGUGUGACGAUCAGGUACCAUUCCAGUCGUUCUUUAAUGAAGCUGUCCAAGGAAUUCCCCUCGAUAGCCAAUGGUGGUUUUUUCUGUAUUCAGACGAAAAACUAGGGAUGACCAUGUCAUCGGACAUGAGUUUAAAUCUACAACCAGUCACACUUGGAGAAAUAGUGGAUCCUGCUAUUGCUAAAGAUUACGCAUGUCACCUCAUACCGCAAGCCAUGGCUUACAAUAGAUGUCAGCUUUUGACGAAUUUUGCAUGGUUUUUGCUUUCUAAAUACAGGACCCAACAAGCGAUUGAAUAUCUAGUUUUAUGUAUCACGGCCUAUAGGGAGAGAUUACACUAUGAAGAAAAUCCUGAAUGCCCACCAGAAACCAUCGAAAAAUAUCAGGACUUCAACGAGAGAACCCUGUAUAAGGUGUUGGUUUACCUUUACUCUGCUCUUUAUAGACAGAAGCAAGAGGACAGUUUUACACACUACUUUGAAAUUGUGCGCAUAGUUUGCGAAAAGUUAAACAUCCGUGAGGCUUAUUACCAAGCUUACAGUCUGGCAACCUUUAUGGAUGCGAACUGGGCAAAAUACUGGGAUGGGAUGUACCGCAGCUGUAAAAACUCCGACCCAAGCAUAAACAAAGAUCUCUUCUUGGAUACGAUUCAAUUCCCAGAUCUUUAACCUAUGAUCAAUAAUAGAAAUGUUACCAAAGAGUCUCAGAACAUACAUGUAGAUGGGUAGCUGCAAUACUGUUUUGUGAAUUGUAAAAAGAACUGGUUCAGGUCAAGAAAGAAAUUAAAGAGUAAUUCAAUCAA
This is a messenger RNA of Ostrea edulis (European flat oyster), 7961 nucleotides long. RefSeq lists its product as uncharacterized. The record is from RefSeq and is a predicted model, not a curated record. NCBI's taxonomy places the organism in Eukaryota, Metazoa, Mollusca, Bivalvia, Ostreida, Ostreidae. The transcript is spliced from 8 exons. The coding region runs from base 4231 to 7827 and encodes 1198 amino acids.